Messenger RNA from Girardinichthys multiradiatus, 7082 nucleotides. It is a transcript of the gene camta2, whose product is annotated as calmodulin binding transcription activator 2. Gene Ontology annotation, molecular function: protein binding; double-stranded DNA binding; transcription coregulator activity. Gene Ontology annotation, biological process: regulation of transcription by RNA polymerase II. NCBI's taxonomy places the organism in Eukaryota, Metazoa, Chordata, Actinopteri, Cyprinodontiformes, Goodeidae. The transcript is spliced from 26 exons. Gene Ontology annotation, cellular component: nucleus. The record is from RefSeq and is a predicted model, not a curated record. Bases 108 to 4679 code for a protein of 1523 amino acids.
CCUUCUCCGUUGCUACGCAGUGACGUCAGAGGCAGAGAACAUGGCGGCUGUGCUGAAGGCGGAAGCAGGACCGUGCAGGUGGACGUCCAUCCUGUGAGACUGCCGCCAUGAGCAACAAGGAGAUGGUUUCCACGGAGACAGAGAAUAAAGGACAGAGGAAGGUGUUUGUUCCCAACAAGCUGCUGGAGUGUCUGCCCCGCUCGUCCUCGCUGCCUAACGAGCGUCUGAGGUGGAACACUAACGAGGAGAUCGCCUCCUACCUGAUAUCCUUCGACAGACAUGACGAGUGGCUCUCCUGCAGCCUGAGAACCAGGCCGAAGAACGGCAGCAUCAUCCUCUACAACAGGAAGAAGGUGAAGUACAGGAAGGAUGGAUACUCCUGGAAGAAGAGAAAGGAUGGAAAGACGACAAGAGAGGACCACAUGAAGCUGAAGGUCCAGGGCAUGGAGUGCCUCUACGGCUGCUACGUCCAUUCCUCCAUCGUGCCAACAUUCCACAGAAGAUGCUACUGGCUGCUGCAGAACCCAGACAUCGUCCUGGUCCACUACCUGAACGUGCCGUCACCAGAGGACUCUGGGAAAUGCAGUCCACUAAUGUGCACGUUGUCUGACCGCCACGAUACCCUGAGGUGGAGCCGGGACGACCUGCAGAGCCAGCUGAAGCCCAUGUUCCACAGCAUCAAGUGUUCUGUGGGUUCUGGAGAGUUCAGCAUUGAGGAGCUGGUUCAGCACAUCUUGGACCGGCAGAGAACCAAGCCUCAGCCCCGCACACAUACCUGCCUCUGCAGCACCAGCCAGGUGUCUCCAGGAGUGAACAUUCCCCACCGCUGUAACAGCACCAAGCACCGCAUCAUUUCCCCCAAGCUGCCGCCGUCCUCCGCCUCCCCGCUGUCCUCAGAACCAGGGGAGGCAGGGAGGGAAGGAGAGAACGUGCUGCCUGCCCUGCAAGCCCAGAGCAGCCCCUCGUCUUCCCCCAGCCCUUCAUCCGCUUCAGCUUCUUCACCUCCUCCGGCACACAGGGCCACCAUCACCGUGAGUAACCAUGGUAACGGUUUCUACAGGGACGGCCACAGUAACCUGGCUGCCGUGGCACUGCCUCAGAACGCUGUGAUCGUCAUGGCGACAACUGCCACCAUCCCAGGAGGAAGAGGAGGGGGCCAGGGAGGAGGAGGAGGAGGUGGUGGGGCUCAACCUGAGGAGGCAGGGCAGAGGAGGAGCUAUGGAUCAUUGCUGCUCUCACCCACCGUCCCUCCCCCUGCUGGAAAGCCUGCCUCCCCCUCUCCUCCUUCCUCCUCUGCCUCACCCACUCCCCCGGCCCCCUUACAGGCCACCCUCUCCCUCACCCUUCUUCCCUCCCCCGUCAUCGGGGGUCUCUUCCUGACCCCCUCCUCAUCCAAUACCUCCCUUCAGUCUUCUCCUCCUGCAGCUACCACACCUCCGUCUCCCUCCCCAUCUCCACCCCCACCUCCCCCAUCCCUGCCCCCAGCCUUUGACCCUGACUCUUUCCUUAACUCCCCAAAACAGGGACAGACAUACGGAGGGUCCCCUCCCACCUGCAUCCUCAGUACCUGCUCCCCCCUCUCUCACCCUUCCCUCAGUCUCUCCCUCUCCCCCACAACCUCUACCCCUCCAUCCUCUGUUUCUCCCCCUUCCUCCCUCUCCUCCCCCUCCACCUCUGCUUCCCCUCCUUCAUCUGGCCACCCCUCCUCACUCACCCUCUCCCUGUCUCCCACCUCCUCUGUGGCCCCACCCAUCCUGCCCCUCUGCCUGGAGCUUGGAGCUCUGGGGGAAUCAGAUGCAGUAAGGGAGGAGUCUAGGUCUGAUGAAGAGGAGGUGACGGAGCAGACUGAUGAUGAUGAAGGCAGUGGACCACCCACCAAGCUGGUUCUGCUUCAGACAAACCACGCCCCUUCCAGCUUGUCUCCUAGGCAACACACAGACGGCAGCUCCGCCUCCCUCCUGGUUUGCCAGAAACCAUCCCAGUCGACUGAAGCUCCGCCCCCAGCUGAGAUUUCCCAUCAGCACCUGGGGCUGCUACAGCCAUCAGUGUUCACUUCCAAAGCUGACGUGCCAUCCUUCGCUAGCUCUGAUCCAAGAGCUGUUGCUAUGGACACCGCUUUCUUAGCAACGGUCCCGUUGCAGGUGAAGGAGGACAGAAGGCAGCGCUACGACUCUGUGGAAACCUGUAUGGAAACUCAGUCACCGGAGGAGGCGGAGCCUGGGGAGCACAGAGGGGAGGAGCUUGAUAUUUCCUUUGAUAGCCAGUUCCCCGACCUCAUCUCUGACCUCAUCACUGAAGAGUCCAGUCCCACUGUGGCUCCGCCCCUUCCUGCACCUACACCAACCACUGCAAUGAGUGCGGCCGUGUUCCCCACCGGAGUCCGCUACGUGGUGCCGCCGCAGCCCUCACCCUCCUCCUCUUUCCUCCCCUUUCCUGACCCGGUGCCUGCCGCCUCUUCCACGCGCCUGGCCUCCAUCACUGACUUCUCCCCAGAGUGGUCGUACCCAGAGGGUGGUGUGAAGGUUCUUAUCACCGGGCCGUGGAACGAGCCGUCGGGUCGGUACUCCUGUGUGUUUGAUCAGAGCUCCGUCCCUGCAUCCCUGAUCCAGCCUGGAGUUCUGCGCUGCUACUGUCCAGCCCACCAGGCCGGUCUGGUGUGUCUGCAGGUUCUGGAGUCCGGAGGUUCUGUCUCCUCAUCAGUUCUGUUUGAGUACAGAGCGAGGAACGCCAGCUCUCUGCCAAGCUCCCAGCUCGACUGGCUCUCAUUGGACGAUAAUCAGUUCAGGAUGUCCAUCCUGGAGCGGCUGGAGCAGAUGGAGCGGAGGAUGGCAGAGAUGGCAGCACGAGACCGCAACCAUCACCCUCAUCAACAGCAGCAGAACCGGAACCAGUUGGCCACACCCCCUCCUCCUCUAUCUGAGGACCACGACCAGUCCUCUCAGUGGUUUGAGAGGAGGAUCGUUGGAGUGUGUGAGGGGAUGAUGAGAGGAGCCCGAUGGGGAGGAGGAGACAUGCUUCAUCACUCAGUUCGCCACCGUGGGAUGACUCUGCUCCACCUGGCUGCUGCACAGGGAUACACACACCUGCUCCACGUCCUGAUCCACUGGAGGACGCUGAACCGCGACAGUUUGGACCUGGAGCAGGAAGUUGACCCUCUGAACGUCGACCACUUCUCCUGCACGGCGCUGAUGUGGGCGUGUGCGCUGGGCCACCAGAGGGCAGCAGAGCUUCUGUACAGCUGGAACAGUCUGGCUCUGGGGAUCCCCGACUCGUUGGGCCGCCUGCCGCUGGCGGUCGCCCGCUCCCGGGGCCACACGCGGCUCGCCGCAGCACUGGAGGAGCUGCACACCCAGCGUACUCAGAUGACCACCAGGGACGUGCGCGUGCCACCAGCAGACACGCCGCAGUCUCCUCUGUCCACCAGCACAGAUACAGGUCUCAGCUCCUCCAGCAGUCUCCCCUCACCCAGCGACCCCUCCUCUCCUUCUCCCAGCUCCGCCUACUCCAGUGGCCCCGCCCCCAUGGACACCUCCCCCUCAUCACCAUCAUCACUCUCCUCCUCCUCACUGCCUGUGUCUCCUCUCUCUCCGUCCUCCUUCCCUGUCUCCACCCCUCCUUCAGUGUCCAUGUGGAGGGAGGAGCCUAACCCGACCUUCAGCGCAGGUAAGCCAGGUUUGAACGCCGGCGGCUUCAGAGACGCCUCCCUGUACCUCAUGGACUAUGAGAACGCCCCGCCCACCAACACAGACCUUCACACAGCGGGGGGGCGGCAGCCUCACUCGGCGGCGACGCUGGAGGAGCAGCUGCUGAGCUACAGCGAGAACGCUGAGAACGAAGGAGAGGACGAGGACUACCUGGAGGAGGAGGUGCUUCAGGUCGACAUGGCAACGCUGGCAGAACAAAUCAUCGAGGCGACCCCAGAGCGAAUCAAACAGGAGGACUUUCCCAGGGGGGCGGAGUCUCCGCUCAGAGAGAGGCGGGACAACCCCGCCCUCCAGGACACCUGGCUGGCUACCUACCUGGAAACAGUCGACACUCACACACACUCCCCGCCCAGACCGGUGUGCCCCCCCUCACCCCUCAGUGCUCUGGCUCUACAGAGGCUCCGCCCCCCUUCCUCUGCAGCGUGGGCGGAGUUCCUGAACGCCUCAGCCAAUGGGAAGAUGGAGAGAGACUUUGCUCUGCUGACGCUGACGGACGGCGAGCAGAGAGAGCUGUACGAGGCCGCCAGGAUCAUCCAGAACGCCUUCAGGAGAUACAAGGGUCGGAGGUUAAAGGAGCAGCAGGACAUGGCUGCCGCCGUCAUCCAGAGGUGCUACAGGAAGUACAAGCAGCUAACAUGGAUAGCUCUGAAGUACGCUCUCUACAAGAAGAUGACCCAGGCGGCCAUCUUGAUCCAGUCCAAGUUCCGGUCAUACUAUGAGCAGAAGCGUUUCCAGCAGAGCCGGCGGGCGGCCGUCCUCAUCCAGCAGUACUACCGCAGCUACAAGGAGUACGAGCGGCUGAAGCAGGCGCCACGAGGGGGCGCCACACACAACCCCAAGAUCAAGGGGUCGUUCCUGACAAAGAAACAGGACCAGGCGGCGAGGAAGAUCAUGAGGUUCCUGCGGCGCUGCAGACACAGGAUUAAAGAGCUGAAACAGACGAGGGAGCUGGAGAGGAGAGGACUGACCACAUGAAGCAACCACAGAGGAAUGAUGGACAGAGUGACGGAGAGAUGCCUUACGCCACACCAACUCCUCCUUCCUGUUCAUCAGUCCAUGGAUCAUCUGUCUUCUGGUUGAAUGUAGCCGUCUGUCUGCAGCUUCAAGAGCUCCGUUCACAAAGAUCCUGCUGUUCCUUAGGAGCUGGGGCUGUAUGUCCCUGGGCGCGGUCUGGCAGGAGGUAAAGACCAUAUAGACAUGGUGUCAAUUUGCCCUGGGCGCGGUCUGACAGGAGGUAAAGACCCAUAUAGACAUGGUGUCAAUUUGCCCUGGGCGCGGUCUGACAGGAGGUAAAGACCAUAUAGACAUGGUGUCAGUUUGCCCUGGGCGUGGUCUGACAGGAGGUAAAGACCAUAUAGACAUGGUGUCAAUUUGCCCUGGGUGCGGUCUGGCAGGAGGUAAAGACCCGUAUAGACAUGGUGUCAGUUUGCCCUGGGUGCGGUCUGGCAGGAAGUAAAGACCCGUAUAGACAUGGUGUCAAUUUGCCCUGGGCGUGGUCUGGCAGGAGGUAAAGACCAUAUAGACAUGGUGUCAAUUUGCCCUGGGCGUGGUCUGACAGGAGGUAAAGACCAUAUAGACAUGGUGUCAAUUUGCCCUGGGCGCGGUCUGACAGGAGGUAAAGACCAUAUAGACAUGGUGUCAGUUUGCCCUGGGCGUGGUCUGACAGGAGGUAAAGACCAUAUAGACAUGGUGUCAAUUUGCCCUGGGCGUGGUCUGGCAGGAGGUAAAGACCAUAUAGACAUGGUGUCAAUUUGCCCUGGGCGUGGUCUGACAGGAGGUAAAGACCAUAUAGACAUGGUGUCAAUUUGCCCUGGGUGCGGUCUGGCAGGAGGUAAAGACCCGUAUAGACAUGGUGUCAGUUUGCCCUGGGUGCGGUCUGGCAGGAAGUAAAGACCCGUAUAGACAUGGUGUCAAUUUGCCCUGGGCGCGGUCUGGCAGGAGGUAAAGACCAUAUAGACAUGGUGUCAAUUUGCCCUGGGCGUGGUCUGGCAGGAGGUAAAGACCCAUAUAGACAUGGUGUCAAUUUGCCCUGGGCGCGGUCUGGCAGGAGGUAAAGACCAUAUAGACAUGGUGUCAAUUUGCCCUGGGCGCGGUCUGGCAUGAAUUAAAGACCCAUAUAGACAUGGUGUCAAUUUGCCCUGGGCGUGGUCUGGCAGGAGGUAAAGACCAUAUAGACAUGGUGUCAAUUUGCCCUGGGCGCGGUCUGGCAGGAGGUAAAGACCAUAUAGACAUGGUGUCAAUUUGCCCUGGGCGCGGUCUGGCAGGAGGUAAAGACCCAUAUAGACAUGGUGUCAGUUUGCCCUGGGCGCGGUCUGGCAGGAGGUAAAGACCCAUAUAGACAUGGUGUCAAUUUGCCCUGGGCGCGGUCUGGCAGGAGGUAAAGACCCAUAUAGACAUGGUGUCAAUUUGCCCUGGGCGCGGUCUGGCAGGAGGUAAAGACCCAUAUAGACAUGGUGUCAAUUUGCCCUGGGCGUGGUCUGGCAGGAGGUAAAGACCAUAUAGACAUGGUGUCAAUUUGCCCUGGGCGCGGUCUGGCAGGAGGUAAAGACCAUAUAGACAUGGUGUCAAUUUGCCCUGGGCGCGGUCUGGCAGGAGGUAAAGACCCAUAUAGACAUGGUGUCAGUCAGCUCUCUUACUGUAGCAACAUGAUAGUCUGUUGGCUGAGUGCUUUGAAAGGCAGACAGAUGCCAUCACUACAUCUCUUCGGUUUUAUGUAUUUAGUGGUAUUUUUAAUGAAAAGCUGCUCAUGUUUGCGCCUCUAAUAAAAUCAUGCAGGAAACACUUGUAUAGUUCAACGCUCCCUCCUGCUGUAGUCCGAGUCUUUGGAUGCAUCAGUGAUGGUAAUAAGCAAAGGAACACCUGAGCAGACGCCGCUCAGGGCACACCCAGCACUCCAGCUCUGCUCUCAUUGGCUGAACAGAUUCAGACUGAAAACAUGGUCUUAAUGUUUCAGCUGCGACUCUUCUGAACGGAGCUCAGAGAUCUUCUCCAUGAAUCAGAGCUUCUUCUAUCUAGACACAAUCAUAUAGAAACACAUAGAAAUAUAUAUUGUAGAUGUUUUAUUUAUUACAGCAUGAACUGUUGUGAGCGUAUGACAGGUUGUGUGUGUGUGUGUGUGUGUGUGUGUGUGCGCGCUGCACUGACUGAAGUCUUAACCCCCCCCCGGCUUUUCUAAUGUAAGAGACUGAAGGAGGCUUCAUCUGCACCCUGAGCAUGAGCUUCUCAUUACAACCUGCUGGUCUUCCUCAGUUUCACCUGAAAUCUAACGUUUCUUUUCCUCCACUGUUGCAGUGAAGCUUUGCUCCAGUCUUUUCAUCGUUGUGGAUCUGAAAACAUGAGACGUUAAGUUCUGAGAAUAAAUCAGAUGUUUACUACUCA